Molecule: messenger RNA, 3770 nt
Organism: Pomacea canaliculata
Lineage: Eukaryota; Metazoa; Mollusca; Gastropoda; Architaenioglossa; Ampullariidae
Product: lysophosphatidic acid phosphatase type 6-like
Exons: 11
Coding region: 143-1714 (523 amino acids)
Biological process (GO): dephosphorylation
Molecular function (GO): phosphatase activity
Source: RefSeq, a predicted model, not a curated record
AAACAAUGAUGAGGCUGUGGGAGGGGGAGAGGAUGGUGAAACAAGCUUCAUGCUGACAAGAGCGACGUUCACAUUCGUGCUUCCUCAGUAUGUUUUUGAAGGCGACUGUCCCCUGUCCUUGUCUGUACACAAGCAUUGCUAGAUGAUUGCUGACCACAGGCUGCGGCUGGCGAGGACGCGGACACAAGGGACGCUACUCUCAUGGCGGAAUGUGGCGAGUGUCAGCGCAAGGUGUCCGCACACUAGACACACACACCACAAGUCUCCUCGCCUUCACACCUUUGUAUACAGGCAUUUGCAGUCGGAGCUGAAGAUGAUUCGUACGAUUCGUUUUACUGGCUUUAUCGGGGGAGCGAUUUGCGGAGUGUGCCUUGCGAAAGUAAGCGCUAAAGCGGACCUUGACUCGGCCACUGUUAGUCCUAUGGAGUCAGACAAGCUGACACCCACAGCUGACUCAGCCAUUCAGAUACCACAACUAAAACUGAAACAAGUUCAAGUUUUCUUUCGCCACGGCGCGAGAACUCCUCUCCAUUUAACCCCAGGCAUAGAAGAGGUGAGCUAUCUACAAGGCACAGUACUGAAGGAUGUGCCACACACUGUGUUUAAAUAUGAAGUUGUUAUUCUACCUGACAUGGUUCCUAGCCAAGGGCACUCCUCUAUGGAAGAACAUUAUCAAAAACUUCAACUAAAGGGGGGAGGCUAUGCUGGAAAUCUGACUGCUUAUGGACAGGAGAUGAUGUACAGUUUUGGUAAAAGUUUGCGGACUUUUUAUGGGGACCAGCUGAAAUUUCUGCCGAAAGAGUACAAUGGCAAAGAUAUUUAUGUGCAGUCUACAAACAUUAACAGGACAGUUGUCUCUGCUCGCUGUGUACUGGCAGGGAUGUUUGGCAAACAGAGUCUGAACAAAAGUGGUCCUGUCCAAAUCAGAGUGUUAUCCUCCAUAGAUGAAAUCCUGUACCCAAACACAAGAGCUUGCAGUGUCUUACAGAAGGCAAAUCAUGCUGUAAUAUUCCACUUCGACAGGAUCCCAGGAAUCAAAGAAGACCUAGAAUUCAUCGAGAAAAUUCUUGGCUAUGACUCACAGGCUACAGGACAUAAACUGGACUUUGUGUCUUUGAGGGAUGACUUUGUGGCCAGGAUAACACAUGGAUAUUCCAUUCCAGAAAAUAUUGUUCCAUAUAUGAACAUGAUUGACAAGAAUGCCACAAAAAUUCUGUAUUAUGCCAUGUGUGGACAGCACGAGGCAGAACGCCCAGUCGUUACUCGCUUAGCUGUGGGACCAGCUCUACAAUCUGCACUCGAUGCCAUGAGCAGGUGUAUUCAGGGCCAAGAAACACCAAAAAUCUAUCUGUACUCCACCCAUGAUUCCACCAUGGUGGCACUGUUAGAGUCCACUGGCUUGUUCAAUUGGCAGUGGCCUCCAUUUGCUGCAGAUCUACGAUUCGAACUAUAUGAAGAUGACGACAAGCAACACUGGGUCAGGGUGCUGUACUGUGGAGAGGAGAAAGCUAUACGAGGGUGUAAUAAGCCUCUGUGCAAAUUUGAGGAUUUCAAACAGAGCUUGGUGCCAUACACAAUACAAAAGGCAGAGUAUAAGAAAUUGUGUAGCUCCCCUAUUCUGGAGCAGAUUGCUGCAUCACUUCUUCAGCAUGAUCAGGGAGAAGUGGAGACACCAGAAAUUAAGGAAUUAUCAGAGAUACCAGCUGGAAUGUGAAAGUCGUGUUAGAGGAGAACUUCUGCUUUUCAUUUCCUAAGUGGUGGAACUUGAAGGAAUCUCCUUGCCAUAUCUUCAUCCAUGUACUUGCUGAAUAUCCAGAAAAAUUAAUUGAUUAGUUGCCAGAUAUCACCUAAAGUUGACAAGACAUGAGCUCACUCAUACCCUGCAGAUAUUCCAUCCUGUGCUGUGCAGUAAUCUCAGAUUCAUUGUGUUGAGAGACAAAAUGUUCUGCAGUCUGCACUGUAUCAGUGUAUUGAACUUAAAGAAUUUUCACCUUUUAAUUAUUAUAUAUAAUUAUAAUAUAAUUAUUAUAUAUAACUGUUUAUUAUUUAUAGGCUUGAUUUUCUGCUUUUGUGCCUGUGGGCUACAAGCAGGUUUGCCAAAAGAUAAAUGUUACAAGGCCAAUGUCAAAACCAGCCCCUGCACUGUUAUUACUGAACUAUGUCUACAGUGUACAGUCAUGCCAAUUAUAGCCAAGAGAAUGUCUAUAUUAAAUAGUACAAAAAAGUGCUUCUAAAACUGAUAUGACAGUGCACUCUAGUGACAUUGUUUUUAGAAGUACUUUUCUUUACUAUUUAAGACUCAUUCUGGAUGUACUGUUCUGGGAGUGUAGUCACAAAGCAAUCAUAUCAUAUGUGUAUUUUUAUGCAAGUUGUUGCUGAACUUUGUCUUUCCACUUAGUUAUUCUGCUUAUUAUUACCAUUAUUCUGGCAUUAGUACUUGACCAUUGCUAUUGUUUAUAAGCGAAUAAACAAAUGACAAAGAAUUCAACUCUUUUUGAUAAGACAUCAGUCCUUUUUGUCAAAAAUGAUCUGAAGCUAAAUCAUUUUUAGUACUUUUUACAGUUACAUUUACAGUCUGUGUUUUGCACAUUUAUUUUUUACAUAGUCAUUUAUUUUACAAAUAUUGUCCAUGAUAUACACCUGUGCCUUAUAGGAUAUUGAAAAGAGAUUAAAUUAAAAAAAAAUGACUGUUAAUCACAGAUAUAUUAAAAUUUAAAGAAAUUUUAGGAGUACCAGGUGUUUUAGAUGAUAUUAAAUUUGUCACCUUGUAAAGGUACUGCUGAGCAAAACGUUUAUUUAAAUGCAUACCUUGUCUGUCCACUGUCAACAUGUUUCUCUAUGUACAGAUAUUUUACUGUCAUGCUUAAAUAGCAUUUUAUGUACUUGUUGUGAAUACCAUUCUUAUUAAUUUAAGACAUUUUACAAAUUAAUGCUUCAGUUAUGCAUAUCAUUUUUGAGACUAAAAAAACAAGAGUAUACAUUCUUGGUGUAGAUUAUUGAUAUAUCACAUAUGUGCUAAAUCAACAUAGACAAUGCAGAUGACGAUCAUUUUUUGGGUAGAUCUCUAGGACAUUUUAUGGGUAUGAUUGUUGUCACAUGCUAUGCGCCUUUCACUUUGUGGCUAAUUCUGCCCUUGCAUUUUGCUUUACUUAAACAUAAACAAUGUUUAGGCUGGUUGCAGGGCUAUGUGGUUUUAACAUUUUUUGUCAUAUGUCCAGUCAAUGUUUAGCUUGGUAAAAUUGAAGCAAAGCGGGCACAUUUUAAAGGAAAUUAUGGUUGGUAUUUGACAAAGGAAAUAGCUCUCGUACAUGAGGUGUCACGAGUACAAAUUGGACCAUUUAUAAUGCUUACAUAUGUGAUUUGUUCCAAUGCCUUAGUCUUGUAGUGCUAUGGCAACAUAAUAUUCUCUUUUUGGCAUGCCAUAAUGCUUGAGCCUGGGCAAUGACUUGUGGAAGAGUGUGGCCUCUGGUGAAGAGAUAAAAGGUACCUUUCAAACUGUAGAAUUUUGUGUCAAAAGAAUUGAGUAAUUUUUUUUCUUUCUUUAAAUAUCACAAGGCCAGAUUAGAAGAGCGUGGAGUGAAACACUUUUGUCCAGUUUCACUGUCACAUGACUAUGAUAUGAAUCUUAUGAAAACAGAAAUGCAUUUUACAAUUUGAUGGGUUCUUUAUUUUAUGAGCAGUAUCCCUGGUUUAAUUGUUCAGCAGAUUUUUAUUGAAUCAUUUUCUCAGCCAUUUGUUUUCAAUAAAAAUAAAUUAUUUUCUUUAUAAAA